GACAUUUCUAUCAGGAAUAAUACAAUCGGUUUGACUAGUGAUUAGAAACGACUUUAAUUGAAGGAAUCCAACAGUCAUCGCAACGGGCUAGUAACACGUUUAGGCUUUUAGGAUGAGGCUGGUUUCGGCAUUUGUUGUGUUGGUUAGUGCGUUGUACCUAGUAACGGCUCAGGAUGAUGGCAAGUAUCGGCCACCCUCUACCACGAGCACUGUGCGCCCGUUUAUCACUCGUCCGUACAGACCGUAUCGACCGUACGAUCCACUUAACCAGUAUCGAUACUUGAACGAAGGGCGUUACCAAGGGCGCAAUGACGGUCGUUAUGUUGGUCUUAAUGAUGGCCGUUACUACGGUGGAAAUGAUGGACGAUACAUUCCGGGUAAUGAUGGAAAAUAUACUCACAGGGAUGGAAAAUAUCAGCAUGUCGGUGAUGGUGAUCGUGGCAAAUACAAGCACGUGGAAGGUCCUUCCGGAUCGAACGCCAGCAAUCAGGGACCAUCUGGGAGUGGAACGGAUGCUAACGGCUCGGGCAGUGGAGCUGUCACAGCAAGCCCACCGGUAACUCCUGCUCCGCAACCGAUUUUCAUUCCAACCACACCGGUGCCAGCUCUAGCCCGGAAAGUUCAACUCAACGUUGCACCCCGGUUAGGUGAUACUGAUGGCUGGAAAAUUAUUCGAUUAGAGAACCAGGUACGAAGAGAUGGUUAUAAUUACGUAUUCGAAACGGCCAACGGAAUCAACGCUGAAGAGUCUGGAAGAAUUGAAAACGAUGGUAAGGGUUCGGAAGGCCUGCGAUCGCAAGGAUUCUACCAAUACGUAGGUGACGACGGUCAGGUUUACCGGGUGGAUUAUGUUGCUGACACGAACGGGUUCGUACCACAGGGGGAUCACAUUCCGAAAGUUCCUCCGGCGAUCGAAAAACUCUUACAGUAUCUAGCUAGCCAACCGAAAUAAGAGGUUUAGCUGCGCUCGAACGGCAAGCGAAUGGAAUUCGAAAAGAAGUGAACUGAGAACCUGUUAUAUUUGGUUAUACCACUGUUAAUAGAUAUGAAAGCUUUCAGUAUAACACUAUAACGGAAUAAGCUUUCGCAUUCUUUUUGUUUAAACGAUCAGUAACGUCGAAAAAAAUAAUUCCCUGAAUGCAUGCAUCGUGAAAAAAAAUUAUUAAAAUAUCCAGUGCUUUGGGACAGAAGGAUCCGAGUAGUUUGACUAGUGUGGUGUAAAAUUACUAACUAGUGCUUUUGUAAAUAGAAAUUUUAAUUUUGUUACAACAAUUUAGACAAUUUGACAUCGAACACUAAUAUUACACAUGCGAUCGGAAAUUAGCACUUGAAUGUGAUUACCACAAACAAAUUUAUUUGAGUACAAAUAAAAUAAAUUGCAUGGUAAAAUA
Molecule: messenger RNA, 1391 nt
Organism: Malaya genurostris
Lineage: Eukaryota; Metazoa; Arthropoda; Insecta; Diptera; Culicidae
Product: larval cuticle protein LCP-30-like
Exons: 3
Coding region: 113-952 (279 amino acids)
Cellular component (GO): chitin-based extracellular matrix
Molecular function (GO): structural constituent of chitin-based larval cuticle
Source: RefSeq, a predicted model, not a curated record